Messenger RNA from Penicillium antarcticum, 1542 nucleotides. RefSeq names its product anthranilate synthase TRP2 (gene trpE). Bases 1 to 1542 code for a protein of 513 amino acids. Lineage: Eukaryota; Fungi; Ascomycota; Eurotiomycetes; Eurotiales; Aspergillaceae. Gene Ontology annotation, biological process: L-tryptophan biosynthetic process. Gene Ontology annotation, molecular function: anthranilate synthase activity. The transcript is spliced from 4 exons. The record is from RefSeq and is a predicted model, not a curated record.
AUGGCACCCUCUAUCGCCACGACCCCGUCGCUCGAGACGGCGCAAGACGUGAUCUCGAAAUCCAGGAACUCCCAGUUCCCUCCUAACCUCCUCCCUGUUACUGCCUCAAUUCCCGCCGAUCUUUUGACCCCGACAUUGGCAUACUUGAAGAUUGCAGAGAAUUCGCGAUUGUCAUUUUUGUACGAGAGUGCAGCUACCACGGAAACCAUUGGACGUUACAGCUUUGUUGGUGCAGACCCCAGAAAAGUCAUCAAGACCGGAGAAGGACAUGGACCGGCAGCGGAUCCCCUCCCCUACCUCGAGGAAGAGCUUUCUCAGUUCCGUGUCGCCUCAGUACCCGGAUUGGUCCUCCCGCCAUUGACCGCUGGUGCAAUCGGAUAUGUUGGAUAUGACUGUGUUAGAUACUUUGAGCCGAAGACGGCACGGCCGAUGAAGGAUGUCCUUGGAGUGCCCGAGUCGUUCUUCAUGCUCUUUGAUACGAUUAUCGCAUUCGACCACUUCUUCCAGGUCGUCAAGGUCAUCACCUACGUCCCUAUCCCCUCGGUCGAUGCCGAUCUCGAGGCCUCCUACGCCAAGGGCCACGCCAUCAUCCAGAAGACAAUUGAGACCCUGCUCCAGGACCGCACGCCUCUCCCCCCUCAAGGACCCAUCAUCCCCAACCAGGAGUACACAUCCAAUAUCGGACAGGAAGGCUAUGAGAACCACGUCAACCGACUGAAGCAGCACAUCGCCAAGGGCGACAUCUUCCAGACCGUGCCCUCCCAGCGCCUAUCACGACCCACCUCCCUCCACCCUUACAACCUCUUCCGCCACCUCCGCACCGUCAAUCCCUCCCCAUACCUGUUCUACAUCGACUGCCAAGACUUCCAGCUGGUAGGAGCCAGCCCCGAGCUCCUAGUCAAAGAAGAGCGCGGCCGCAUCAUCACGCACCCAAUCGCAGGAACCGUCAAACGAGGCAAGACCCCAGAAGAAGACACAGCGCUAGCCAACGAACUGCGCAGCAGUCUAAAAGACCGCGCCGAGCACGUCAUGCUAGUCGACCUAGCCCGCAACGACGUAAACCGCAUCUGCGACCCUAUCUCAACCCAAGUCGACCGCCUAAUGGUCGUCGAGAAAUUCUCCCACGUCCAGCACCUCGUCUCGCAAGUCUCAGGAAUUCUCCGUCCAGGAAUGACCCGCUUCGACGCCUUCCGCUCCAUCUUCCCAGCCGGCACUGUCUCCGGCGCCCCCAAGGUCCGCGCCAUGUCUCUGAUCGCCGAAUUGGAAGGCGAGAAGCGAGGCGUCUACGCCGGUGCUGUUGGUUACUUUGGUUAUAACAGCGCCAGCGUUGAUGGAUCCUCCGAGGAACCCGGUGCCAUGGAUACUUGUAUCGCCCUGCGCACCAUGAUGGUCAAGGAUGGCGUUGCUUACCUCCAGGCUGGUGGUGGUAUUGUCUUCGACUCGGAUCCCUAUGAUGAGUAUAUCGAGACGAUUAACAAGCUCGGUGCCAAUAUUGCUUGCAUUAAGGGUGCCGAGGCUAAGUAUUUGAGCAUGGAGCAGUAG